CUCCAGCGUCACCUUGUUCCACCCCACGUUAUCCAUCCCUGCAGCACCAUGUCUGAGGCAGAGGCUGAGACGCAGUCGGGCCCUGUGGAGGUGCCCGACAUCGACAAGUUUGUCAACUCUGCAGUGGCUGGCUCAGGCUCUGGGUCUGGCGACCUGCCCACUGGCACGCAGCAAGUGGUUGCCAAGCUGCUGGUGUCCAAUUCCAUCGCUGGUUCGGUCAUCGGCAAGGCUGGAGCGAACAUUGAGCAGCUUCAGCGCUCCUCGGGCGCGCGUGUGCAGCUCUCUCGCGCGGGCGAGUUUUACCCAGGCACCUCGGACCGCGUGCUCCUGCUGUCGGGUUCGCUGCAUGCCGUGCUCACCGCUAUCUUCCUAAUCCUGGAGAAGAUUUCUCGCGAUGUGUCGGCGGGUGCGGGUGCCAACGGCGCGAAGCGCGGGGUGCCGGUGAAGAAGCCCGAGGACGCGGGCCAGGCGCAGGUGAAGCUUGCGCUGUCGCGCCGCCUGUGCGGCCUACUGAUUGGCCACAAGGGCCAGACGGUGCGGGACUUCAUUGUGGACUCUGGCUCCACCAUUCGGGUGCAGUCGCUGUCGGAGCUGACACCCAGCGAUCCCGAGCGCACCAUCACGGUGUCAGGGGCGCGGGACCAGGUGCUCCGUGCCGUGGCGCUCAUCCUCAACACGCUGUCCAUGCACGAGGGCUACGCUUCGUACAUGGACACGACGCUGCAGCUGGCCACCAACCAGGGCGUGGUGCUGCCGCCGCGCGCGUCAUCCUCCAAGAACGUGCUCUCAGCCGUGCGCACGCAGCUGACGCUGUACCUGCCGGACGACGACGUGGGCGCCAUCCUGGGCAAGAAGGGCUCGAACCUUGUGGAGGUGCAGCAGAGCUCGCGGGUCACCAUCAAAAUCAGCGACCGGUCUAAGAUGGACCCCACCACUCAGGAGCGCGAGGUGUCAAUCAGCGGCACCUACAGCGCCGUGAAGCUGGCGGAGGCCAUGAUCGCCGAGAAGCUGAGCGUGGCGCGCAGCCAGGCGCGCAACCGCGACGGCGGCAGCGAUGACGCAUAGUGAAUGGGCCGCCGGGCAGCAGCCACGCGAGCGCGACGAAGAACUGCCAGGAAAGGCGAUAGAUGCAGCUUGAGGGAGGGAUGUGGGUUGACCGACGACGUGUCCGGCAAGGGGUAAAUAACAGCAGACGAGACAGGUGAACUCGGCGCGUCGUGCAGAUGCAUUUGCGACCUUAUUGUACAGAACUGAGGGGCUGGUACAACGAAAGCAUCCGGGCGGACCGCGCCGGGCAUUUUACAGAUAAGGUACAAGGGCAGCAGCUACAGAGGUGCUCCGCACGAUGCUGCAUAGGCCCACACGCCAGUGAGGAUGUGACCGCGAAUGGUCGGGUCUUUGAACCGCAUAUCGGGGUCACGACGUAUUGUUUUGCUGUAACGUUGUAAGAGGUGUAAACCCUUGAAAGGGGACUAUGAAACGGCGUCGUGGCCUCGUGGGGCUGCAGCCGGGCGGCGGUUUGAUGUACAGCGAACGCGCAGCAGGGUGAGCUGCAAUGCAACCGUUGACCACGCAUGGAGGGACAAGAAGCGUCACCACUGCAGAGGGUACGGGUUGCUUGCAAUGCAGCUGCUGUGAUGUGCAGAUCCAGAAAGUCUUCCUGGGAGUAUUACCGCUCACCAUGCAUGCAGACACAAGUGGCAGUGUUGCCACCCUCUGUCAUCACUGCGGAGAGGCAGGAGGUACAUACCGUUCUUGCAUGCGAAAUUGCGAUCAUGCAAUGCAGAUGUGUGGGCGUGUGGCUCCAGGCAAUCUCGGUGGUCGGGCACCCUCAUGCUGCCCUAUCUACUGUAUACUGCCCUUUCUGCUACCGCAGUAACGCCAGGAGGUGGCGA
Molecule: messenger RNA, 1895 nt
Organism: Chlamydomonas reinhardtii
Lineage: Eukaryota; Viridiplantae; Chlorophyta; Chlorophyceae; Chlamydomonadales; Chlamydomonadaceae
Exons: 9
Coding region: 49-1065 (338 amino acids)
Biological process (GO): regulation of gene expression
Cellular component (GO): nucleus; cytoplasm
Molecular function (GO): mRNA binding
Source: RefSeq, a predicted model, not a curated record